Messenger RNA from Akanthomyces muscarius, 1668 nucleotides. RefSeq lists its product as uncharacterized. Gene Ontology annotation, molecular function: carbohydrate:proton symporter activity. The transcript is spliced from 6 exons. Gene Ontology annotation, cellular component: membrane. Lineage: Eukaryota; Fungi; Ascomycota; Sordariomycetes; Hypocreales; Cordycipitaceae. Gene Ontology annotation, biological process: transmembrane transport; carbohydrate transport. The coding region runs from base 1 to 1668 and encodes 555 amino acids. The record is from RefSeq and is a predicted model, not a curated record.
AUGGGCAAACAACCUGUCGACGAUGCUCAGCCUGAGCUGCACCAUGUUUCCACAGCGCAGGACGACCGCCCGGCCUCCUUUGACAAGAAGGACAAUGGCGCCGACAUUCGCGAGAUGCAGGGCAACGCCAACUUUUACGAGACGGUCAGCGCGGCGCCGCUGAAUCCGUGGAGCAAGACGAGCAUUCAGCUGUACUUUAUCCUGCUGGUUGCGGCCCUCAAUGCGACGGCCUCUGGUUUCGAUGGCUCCAUUUUCAGCUCCAUCAACGCGAUGCCGCAGUAUCAGAAAUACUUUCACCACACUGAGCUCGGAUCUGCCACUGGCAUCAUCUUUAUGAUUUACACCAUUGGCAACAUGAUUGGCUCCCUCUUCACCGGCCCCAUCUGCGAUCGCUUCGGUCGUCGCGCCGGCAUGAUGACCGGCGCCGUUCUCAUCAUGGUCGGCGCCGCCGUCCAGACCGCUGCCCAGUCCGACGCCUACCUCCUCGGCGGGCGGUUCGUACUCGGCUUCGGUGUGUCCAUCGGCACGUCGUCCGCGCCGACAUAUGCUUUGGAAAUCGCCCCUCCUCAAUGGCGUGCCCGAGUCGUCGGCUACUACAAUACUUUCUUCUACACUGGUGCCAUCCUCGCCACUGGCGUCGCUUACGCCUCCAUCAAAUCCCCGGGCGAAACGGCAUUCCGUCUGCCCCUCGGCCUGCAGCUCAUCCCGCCAAUGUUUAUUUUCAUCGGCGCGCUCUUCGUACCCGAGUCGCCGCGCUGGCUGACCAUGUGGGGACAAAAGGAAAAGGCGGCUGCUAUCCUGGCCAAGUACCACGGCGGCGGCGACAUGAACCACCCCGUGGUGCAGCUCGAGCUGCGCGAGUUCGAGGCUGGCAUCGAGCUGCAAAAGAGCUCCAGCGUCUGGAACUACCUGGGCCUGCUCAACUCCCACAAUGCCCGCUGGCGCUUCACCAUGAUGGCCUUUAUGUCCGUCUUUGCGCAGCUCAGCGGCAACUCUGUCCUGACGUACUACCUGCCAUCCAUGUAUAAGCUGCUCGGUGUCAAGACGCCAGAGCGGAAGCUGCUGCUGACGUUUGCGAACACGAUCGUCUCGGGCGCGGGCGCGGUAGCCGGUUCGGCGCUAAACGAUGCUGUUGGACGCCGCACGAAGCUUUGGGUUGGUAGCAUUGUGCUUGCUGGUCUGUUUGGUGGCGUCACGGGCUUCUCCAGCUAUUUUGAGGGAGGCAAGACUGAUGUCAGCUCGACCAUUACCAACGGUGGUAUUGCUUUUAUCUUCCUGUUUGGAUGUGCGUACUCCUUCAUCUACACACCCCUCACGGCUACGUACUGCGCUGAAGUGUUGUCCACUCCCAUGCGAGCCAAGGGCAUGGGAAUCCACGUCAUUCUGUCCAACUGCGCCAAUCUCUACAACACCUACGUUACUGCCGUCGCUCUCGAGGCCAUUGACUUUCGCUACUACUUUGUUUUUGUCGGCCUCAACAUUAUCUAUUCCGCCAUCUGGUAUUUCCUGGGUGUCGAGACUCGUGGUCGUACCUUGGAAGAGAUGGAGGAGGUGUUCAAUGCCAAGUUUCCGCCCAGAGCGGCUCUGCAAAAGGCCGUCAUGGUAAAGCAGAAAGAUGGCCACCUUGCGGAUGUCAGCGCCGUGGCGGGGGAUGUGGAACGUGCCUAA